This is a messenger RNA of Hemibagrus wyckioides, 2906 nucleotides long. RefSeq names its product alpha-2,8-sialyltransferase 8F-like. Gene Ontology annotation, molecular function: alpha-N-acetylneuraminate alpha-2,8-sialyltransferase activity. The transcript has 7 exons. The record is from RefSeq and is a predicted model, not a curated record. Bases 122 to 1168 code for a protein of 348 amino acids. NCBI's taxonomy places the organism in Eukaryota, Metazoa, Chordata, Actinopteri, Siluriformes, Bagridae. Gene Ontology annotation, biological process: oligosaccharide metabolic process; N-glycan processing.
AGGAUUUUACACAAAGAAUGAAGAUAAACAAGACAGGCUAUAAUGGUGUGAGCUUCAGCUCAAGCAUGUACAUGUGUAUGUGUAGUAAGUCAGAGAGCGUGACUGAACAGAUGUAUGAAAUAUGAAGUUUCAUAUCUUAAGGCUGCUGUCGGUUCUCUUUUUCAUCUCCAUCUGCAGCGGGCUUCUUUGGCACUACAUUAAUCACAGGUAUGCAACUCACAAAUCUCCACGCAAAGUUACACAGUGUCCUGCACAAAGAAACGGAAAUCCCACUAUUGACAAACUGUUAGAAAAUUACAAUCCCAAAUGGAAAAAGCAGCAGAAGAACAUCAAUUCCUUCAGGUCAUCGCUAGGCAAACGUUGCAAUGGCAUUUCCAAUGCACUGGUUACACAGGAUAACUCACCUGUGGGGACAAAUAUUAGUUUUGAUGCAUCUAAAAAAAAGCUGUUGGUGACACCAGCCCUGUUCAAUGUACUUCCCAAGGAAAGCCCCUUUAAAAAAGCCCCAUGGAAAACGUGUGCUGUUGUGGGCAACGGAGGAAUCUUAGCCAACAGCAGCUGUGGGAAACAAAUCGACUCUGCCUCAUUCGUCAUCAGGUGUAAUCUUCCUCCACUGAGCAAUGGACAUGAAAAAGACACGGGAAAAAAAACAAGCCUUGUUACAGCCAACCCCAGCAUCCUGUUUCAAAAGUACCACGGUUUAAAUAAGCAGAUCAAGCAAGAGUCAUUUGUGGAGGCUAUGCACUUGUAUGGGAACGCUCUAAUCAUGUUGCCGGCCUUCUCGUUCGGACGGAACACGGGCGUGUCCAUGCGUGCCCUCAACUCACUGCAGAACCACGGCACCGACGUCCCACAGGCUGUUUUCUUCAACCCGAAGUAUCUGAGAAGUCUGGCAGGCUUUUGGCGUGGUCAAGGAAUUCGCUCAGCGCGCCUCAGCAGUGGUUUAAUGAUGGUCAGCUUGGCACUGGAGCUCUGCAACAAUGUUCACCUGUACGGCUUCUGGCCCUUUUCAAUACACCCGUACACCUACCAGAAUCUCACCAACCACUACUAUGAUAACAAACAAGUAAACAAGAGAAUGCAUGCAAUGCCAGCUGAGUUUAAAACCUUGCUGAAUCUUCAUGAACAGGGUGUUGCCUAUCUACACCUAGGGGAGUGCACAAGUUAAACUGUGGAGUUCCUUCUAUUAAACUCCUCUGUUUGUACCAUAAGUUCACAUAAUUUAUCAAAAUGGUGCAAGGACAUUUAAUUUGUUUAAAAACUGCUGGAGAAUGGUUUUCUUAGUUCAAUGCAUCUGUAAUGAUGAACAGAUUUAGGGAUUUUUUUCAACUAAAAGCAUUGUUUUCUGGUGGAGUAAAAUUUUAUUUAUACUUUAAUGAUCUGUGGUUUAAACUGCUGAGCAUUUCCAGUCAGAAGGAAACAGCAGAGGCAAUAAUGGUUUAUUGUUUAUGUUUAUGUGUUUAUCCAUUAUGUGUUCUGGUCAAAAAUUAAUCCUACAGUUUUAGAAAAGGGGUCUUCCUUUAAAUUUUUGUAUAGUUCAAGGGAGAUAAACCUACAUUCUCCUACCUUUGUUUCCAUCAGAGGUGUGAAGUACAAUUGUACAGUUUUCUGGUCAGUGGAGUGGACAAAUAGCACAGAGGUACGGCUCAAAAUGGCAAAGUCUAAGAUCCUUUAACAUGUUAGGAUUCUGCAAAAGUGACUCUGCAGAUUAUUGUUUGUUUUACUAGGCAGUAGUGGCUAGUGCAAUUCUCUAUGCUGUUUCUAUGCAUCAGAUGGGCAGCUGAUGCAAACAGAGUGAAAAAGAUCAUCAGAAAGCCCAGCCCAGUCAUUGUGGUUUAACAUGGCAGCCUGGAGAUACUGGUGUAAACUGGGGUAUUGAAGCAUAAUCAAGGCGGUUUGUGGCUCCACUACAAAUACUUAACAACAUUCCCAUUUGUAUUGCACUAUAAUGAUACAGGAGCUGCCAAAGAAAAUACUCUGUACACUGCAACAUGAAGGAUCUGUUGGUAAUUUAUACACUCAUCAAUUCUACUUUUUUUACUCUGGUCAUUUUACAUUUACUGGAUUUGGCAGACGCUCUAAUCCAGAGCAACUUUAAUUCUUUUACUGAGCAGUUGAAGGUUAAAUGUCUCAAGGACCCAGCAGUGGAAGCUUGGUGGUCCUGGGAUUUAAACUCACACAACCUCCCAGUCGAUAGUCCAAAGCCUUAAUCACUGAGCUGUCACUUAAGUAUAACCUAUACCUAUCGAUGCAGGAUAAUGUUUUAUUCUUUUUAUUUUUUUUAUUGAACAUUAUCUUAUUUAUUUAAGAGACAUGCACUGCUCUGCUCUAUGCUGAUUUGUUUCCCACCUACCUUCUUAUAGAUGGUAGGACAUUCCUGCAGGUACAGGUACAGCGGGUACAGCAAACCUGCAGAAUUUUUCUAGCUGAAGCACUGUUGGAACAGUCAGUACUGUACAUAAUACUUACUAGUUAGUGGACUGGCUUUUUAAAACUGAAAUGCACUAAAGAACAUAUAGGGGCUGGUUAUACUAGGUAGUACUAGGUACUACUACCACAUUUAUUCUCCUGAAAGUAAAGAUAACUGUGAAAUGGACUAGAAUUUAUUGAAAGCCAUUUGUUUUAGACAGAUUCCUUCUCAUGAAGUUUUGAACUCUGCUUUUAUAAUGAUUGUACCAUUCCUAAAUGUUACUCUACCUGGACACAGAAAUACACUACAACAUUAAGUGUAAAUGUUGAGGAUUAAUGUGUUUUUCUGUUUGACUAAAAUUGACUAAAAGCUGAUUCCACAAUACUGUAUCCAAAUUCAAACAAAUACGUGUGAUGUCGCUGGAUUUUAUUUAUAAAAUUAUUUAUUAAUGCUAUAUUCACUUUUAACGUUAAUGUACGCUUUUUUUUUUUUUUAU